AUUUGUGCUCACGUGUAACGCCCGAGUAGAAAAAAAUUAUUUAUUCACAUCGAUUGUGUUUGUUCUUGCAUCGGGCGUCAUCUGUUCUACUUUUCAUUAGUGUCAUGAAUUCAUUAAAUCAUUUAACUUUAAAACAAAAACAAUGUAUAGAAGCGACUUUCUCCUUUUUAGACACGAAUAAUGAUGAACAUUUGAAUCAGAAUGAAACAAUAACGUUAUUACGGUGUUUAGGUCAAACAGGGUCCACAAAAGAUUUGCUAAACAAAAUAACGCCUUAUUUUGUAGAAAGCAAAACAAAAAAUGAAAAGAAGGAAAGCAGUGAAGAUAAGCAAGUGAGUAAUGAAAUCAAUAUCAAAACAUUUUUAACAUUAUUUCAACAACACUAUACUUCGCCCAUAGAUGAAAAUUUACUGAGUGAAGCGUUUCAAUGUUUUGAUACAGAGUUCAAUGGAAGAUUAUCAUUUAAUGAACUUCAAUAUAUCUUAACGUUCCCUGGAACAGAACCUUUUACCAGUGACGAAUUAAAUGUUUUAUUCACGCAUCUUAAAACAAUUUACGGCAAAGCGUCCACAAUUCAAGGACUCGAUACGCACGACUUUACUGAAAGAUUAAUCUUUGGACCUUCCCAUACAACUAGGUAAUAGUUGUAAUAUUUUUUUUUUACUUAUUAACAAAAAUGGAUACUAUAAAUAGUUUAAAAUUAAGUCUUUUUUUUUGUAAAGGAAACGGUAGACGAAAGAAAAACAUUGUUUUGAUACCAAAA
Hylaeus volcanicus is the source of this 763-nucleotide messenger RNA. RefSeq names its product calmodulin-2-like. The record is from RefSeq and is a predicted model, not a curated record. Lineage: Eukaryota; Metazoa; Arthropoda; Insecta; Hymenoptera; Colletidae. The transcript is spliced from 6 exons. Bases 105 to 641 code for a protein of 178 amino acids. Gene Ontology annotation, molecular function: calcium ion binding. Gene Ontology annotation, cellular component: cytoplasm.